AUGAUUGGUUCUGGUGCUUAUGGUCAAGUUAUAUUAGCAUAUGGUUAUUUAUUUCAACGUAAAAUCUUUGAUCAAUUUAUUAAAAUGAAUCAUCAACGAUCAACGGAUAAACGUAUUAUCACAGAUAGUCAUAUUCCACAUUUUUUUAAUCAAUUCUUACGAGCAUUCAAAUUUAUUCAUUUAGCUAAAGUUUUAUAUCAAUAUUUAAAACCAAGUAAUAUAUUUGUUGAUCUUGAUGAUCAUGUAUUUUGUAUACGAUGGUAUCGUGCAUCUGAAUUAAUGCUUUGUAAUGGAACUUAUACAUCAGCAAUGGAUAUGUGGUCAGUAGAUUGUAUACUUGGUGAACUUAUAUUUGGUCAACCAUUAUUUCCUGGUCGUCAUUAUUUGGAUUAA
Rotaria sordida is the source of this 393-nucleotide messenger RNA. The record is from the annotation of a GenBank genome assembly. NCBI's taxonomy places the organism in Eukaryota, Metazoa, Rotifera, Eurotatoria, Philodinida, Philodinidae.